AUGGCACCGGACGCAGCAGCACUCUCGCAGCCUCCUCACUCGGGCACCAGGCAGGACCAGGACGCAGAGUCGUUCGGGUUCGAGAAGGGAGACUUGGCCGCACUCGUCACGCCACCCAAGUUCGACUCGCUCGAAGACGAGAGGCAGUACUUGAAGGAACGCAUCGCACUCGCAUGCAGGAUCUUUGCUCAGUACGGACUCGACCACCACAUCGCUGGCCAUCUCACCGUCCGCGUUCCGGGCGAGCCCGACUCGUUCUACGUCAACCCAUUCUCGCGCAGCUUCAAGUUGAUGGAUGCCGAGGAUAUCAUCACCGUCUCGCACGAGGGCGACGUGAUUGGCGGUGGAAAGCCUGGGCGUAGGGUGGUCAACAAGGCUGGGUUCUUGAUCCACUCCUCCAUCCACAAAGCCCGCCCGGACGUCCAGGCGAUCUGCCACUCGCACUCGCCAUACGGCAAAGCCUGGUCAACUCUCGGCCUUCCCCUCGAAUACACAACGCAAGACUCGUGCGCCUUCUACGGCCGCCAAUCCGUCCUCGACUCGUUCGGCGGCGUGGUCCUCUCGAAAUCCGAGGGCGCGCGGAUCGCUGAAAAGUUGGGAGAUGGGGUGUUGGUCGUCUUGCAGAACCAUGGGUUGUUGACGGUCGGCCACACGAUCGACGCAGCCGUCGCACGCUUCAUCCUCGCCGAAGAACAAUGCCGCGUCUCUCUCCUCGCGCACGGGGCCGCCCAGUCACUCGGGACGAAAGUCAUCCAGAUUGCGGACGAGGAGGCAAAGUUUACGAGCAACCAGGGGGAGGAACCAAUUGCUUACUUUAUGGCCUCGGGCUACUUUGAGGUUGCGGAGCACCUCUGGGGUGAGGAGGUGAGGGCGAAGAGGAACUAG
Molecule: messenger RNA, 885 nt
Organism: Rhodotorula toruloides NP11
Lineage: Eukaryota; Fungi; Basidiomycota; Microbotryomycetes; Sporidiobolales; Sporidiobolaceae
Product: class II aldolase/adducin domain containing protein
Exons: 7
Coding region: 1-885 (294 amino acids)
Cellular component (GO): cytoskeleton
Molecular function (GO): actin filament binding
Source: RefSeq, a predicted model, not a curated record